Molecule: messenger RNA, 306 nt
Organism: Didymosphaeria variabile
Lineage: Eukaryota; Fungi; Ascomycota; Dothideomycetes; Pleosporales; Didymosphaeriaceae
Exons: 2
Coding region: 1-306 (101 amino acids)
Source: RefSeq, a predicted model, not a curated record
AUGCCAACCCCCGAAUCCGCCGCCUUCCUCGCAAAGAAGCCCCAGGUCCCGCCGACCUUCGAGGGCGUCGAUUUCGACGACAACCAGGCCUUGAAGGCAGCACAGGAUGCGAUCAUCCGCGAGCAGUGGGUGCGGAGUAUGAUGGCGCGCUUGGUGCGGGAGGAGAUGGGCAAAUGCUACCGCCGCGAGGGCGUGAACCAUUUGGAGAAGUGCGGACACUUGAGAGAGCGAUAUUUCGAACUCCUGAAAGACUCCAAGGUCAAGGGAUACCUCUUCGCGCAAAAGCAUACCUUCGAGAAGAAUUAG